Sipha flava (yellow sugarcane aphid) is the source of this 3877-nucleotide messenger RNA. RefSeq names its product GRIP and coiled-coil domain-containing protein 2-like. The transcript is spliced from 17 exons. NCBI's taxonomy places the organism in Eukaryota, Metazoa, Arthropoda, Insecta, Hemiptera, Aphididae. The record is from RefSeq and is a predicted model, not a curated record. Bases 68 to 3781 code for a protein of 1237 amino acids.
AACUGAAAAUAUUUUUGUUGAAGUAUUAUUAGUUUUUUAUUUUCAGUAUUAAAAAUUUAGUAUUAUUAUGGAAAUUCAUAACUCAAAUGAUGAUGUUUUACAAAAAUUAUCAAAGGAAGAAAUUUGGAAUAAAUAUCAAAAUGAAAUCAAUCAAAUGAAAAAAGAAAAUGAAGAGUUACACGAUAAAGAAAAAAUAUGGGAGCAGAAGUUUAUAGAUCAACAACGUUUGUAUGAACAUUCAGAAAAACAAGAAUUAUUGAAAAAAAAUAAAGAAUUGCAACAAGCUGAAUCAACUAUCAAUAAUCUAAAGGAAAAAAUUAAUAUGUUAAACAGCCAACAAAAAGAUGAAGUAGACGCUUUGCAAAAAACACUCCAAAGUAACAAAAGUGCAUUGGAUGCUAUGAAAAAAACCAUGGACAAUGAAAAAGCUUUUAGAAUUUGUGCUGAUGAAGAAAUAAAGAAUCUUAAAGAACAGAUAAAAUGUAAUAAUAUAAAAUUUAAAUCUUUAGAGACAGAAAUUGAAAAGUUGUUCCAUGAAAAAUUAAAAAUAGAAGAAACUAAAAAUAAAAUUAGUUCACAAUGUAACGAGUUAAUACAAAAAAAUAUUUCUUUAGAAAAUCAUUGUGAAAAAAAAGAUUUAGCAUUUGACGAACAAGCAAAUAUAAUUAACAAAUUGGAAAAUAAUAUUACUGAACUUAAAGAAAAGAUUAAGAAUUAUAAUGAAAUAGAAGAAGAAAACAACAAAUUUGUAAAACAAAUAAAAUUAUUUUCUAAGCAAAUGGAAACUUAUGAAAAUGAGAGAGAAGUUUAUGUUCAAAGACUUCAAAAUAUGCAGAAAGAAGAAAAUGUGUUGAAAAGUAUUAUAAAAGAAUUAAAAGUAGAAAUUGAAGUAAAAAAUAAUGAAAUUAAGACUCUUAGUGAAAUUAAUUCUGAUUUGAGUUCUAAAACUUCAAAGUUAGCUACUAAUUUAAAUAACUUACAAAUAAAUUUUACUGAUUGUUUAAAACUUUUGGAUGAAAUUUUUGAAAAUUAUGUUAAAAAUCAAAUAAAACAUAAUAACAUAGAUGAAAAUAAUAAACUGUCAUUCAAAUUUGAACCAUAUUUAAAUGAAGCAUUUGAACUAUUUGAAAAAACUUUAACAGAAUAUAAAACACUGAAAUUCACUUAUAAAGAGUCUGAGAUAAUUUUAAAAGAUGAACUCAACAAAAAGGAAAAUAUAAUUGAAUCAUUAAAAAAUAAAAUAAGUAACUAUAAACAAGAAAUAAUAAAAAAUGGAACAACAAUUCCUAAUUCUUUGGAGACAAAGAACCAGAAUACAGGAUUAAAUAUAAAACAAACCCAAAAUGAUACUGAUUUGAAUAAUAAAAUUAUCCUUGUUGAUGAAAUUAAUAAAAACUUACAGUAUAUUCAUAACAUUAAGAUUGAAGUAUUACCUAAACAAAAACUUUUAGUGUCUAAUUUUAGAGAAUUUAUGUUAGAAAAAAUAAAAGAAGUUGAAAAUUUAAACAUUUCUAAAAACAACUAUAUUGAUAAUGUACACUUGCAAGUAGAUAAUUUAAAAAAAAAAAUUGAUAGUAAAAAUAUAACUAUAAGUAAAUUCGAAGCAGAAGUAUUAAAACUUGAAGAGAAAAUUACAGAAAAAGAUGCUUUGUGUAAUGAAAUGGAAGUUGAAUUACAACACUUAAGAGAUAAUAUUGAUGGUUCAAGUACUUCAUCAAUUAGUAGAGCAGAUGAGAUUUAUAGAUUGCGUGAAAUGGAUGAAAGUCAAGAAGAUCGUUCUCAAAAGUUGAAAGCCAUUGCUAUAAAACAAAAAAAACAAAUAUCUGAUUUAAAACAAUUCAUAGAAAAUGAAAUAAAAAAACAUAAUCAAGAAAAAAGUGAAUUAUUAAGCAAGAUGGCAGCUUUAGCUGAACAAGGGAAACUUGCACGUUGUUUACAACAACAGUAUGAUAUUAAAUGUGAUGAGUUUGACAUUAAAUGUAAAGAAACUAAAGAAUUAAGUAAAAAGUUGAAAGAAGAAGAAAAUAAAUUAUUAGAGCAGACUAAGUUAUGCUUGAAUUUAAAAUCAGAUAUUGAAACAUUGAAGAAUGACUUAGUAAAUGCUCAAAAAACUAUCAAUUGUUUAAAAGAAGCAGAAAAAUCUUUAAUUUCAAAGCUUGAAAUAAUUAAGCAAGAAAAAUCUGCCAGUGAAAUUCUCAAAGCAGAUCGAGAAGCUUCAAUUAAAGAACUUACAAACAAUUUAAAAGUUUCUAAAGAUAAACUUAAGUCUAUGGAAUAUGAAUUGGACAAAUUAAAAACAGAUAAACAAAAAAUUAAUAUUCGUGAUCUUGAGUUAAAUUCGUAUGAAAAAACCUUGGAUGAGUUAUCUCAAAAAGUGAAAGAAGAAAAGUUACAUAGUGAACAUUUAGAACAAGAACUCUCAAAUGCUAAUAGUGUUAUUGAUUCUUUGCAUGAACAAAUAAAACAUUUAGAAAAUAUUGUUAUUACUGAACAAGAAAGAAAUAAACAGAGUUCACAUCAAAUAGAAAUAUGUAGAACGGGUCUGAAUAAUGCUGAAUCAUUACUUAAUGAAAAAGAAAACCUUUUAAAAGAAUGCCAAGAAACUUUAAACAAUGAAAAGAUAUUAAAUACAGAUUUAACCAAUAAGUAUGAUAAAUUACAUACCCAAUAUGAUACUGAUAAAGAAAAUUAUCAAUUGCAAUAUACCCAACUAAAUGAAAAAAUUCGAAGAUUACAAGUUGAGUUAAAAACAGCCAAUGAUUCUAUUGCUAAUUACGUAGAAGAAAAUCAAAGUUUAGUUGAUGAAUUUGAAGCAUAUAAAAUAAGAGCACAUAGUGUUUUUCAAAAACACAAACAAGAUACUGUGUAUAAUGCAAAAGUUGUAGAAUUAGGUGAACAACUUCAAGAAGUUACAAAAGCUUUCAAUGUUUCAAAAACUAAUUUACAAAUUGUGGCGUCUGAGCUGUCAGCUAAAUACACAGAAAUAAGUAUGUUACAAGAGGAAAUAAAUAAAUAUGAAAAAAAACUAAGUAAUGUUACUAAGACUUUAUCAAUAAAAGACAAAGAAAUGUAUCGUUUAAAUAUUGAAAUUGAACAUCUCAAAUCAAUAUUAGAAGUAGAAAAAGCAACUCUUAAUGAAAAAAUGUCAAGUGAAAGACUGGCACAUGAAAAAGAAAUUGAAAAGCUUCAACAAGAAAUUGCUUUAGUUAAAGAAUUAACUGCACCAGUAUUGAAUGCAGAGUUACCUGUUGUUGAAAAUAAACUUAAAGAAUCAAAUUCUUCAAAUAAUAUUCAUGAUGAUGAUGAAAUGUUUUCAGAUUUUGCUAGUUCAAAUGAAUCAGUUAGAAAAAUUAGUAAGUCUGCAUUAAUGCCUUUGGAAGAUCUCUUAUCCUUUGAUAACUAUAGUGUGGGUGAUCCAGUUACCGAAUUGAAUACUAAUCAGAAGCAACUGAAACAAUUAACUUUAAUGUUAAAUGAAGCUGAAAAAAAUUGUUCACGAUAUGAACAACAAAAUAAAUUUCUGAAAGAAGACAUUAGAAGAUUACAACGUAGUGUAGAUAGACAUGCUGAAAUACAAAAUAUGGAAUAUUUAAAAAAUAUUAUUAUUAAGUUUAUCACUUUAUCAAGUGGUGUAGAAAAAAGUCAUUUAGUACCAGUAAUAAAUAAACUGCUCAAACUUAGUCCAGAUGAACAGAAGCAGAUUGAAACUAUUGCUAAAGGGUCAGCGACAGAUCCAAAUUCAAGCUGGUCUAGUUUAUUUACAUGGUCACAAGGAACUUAAUCAAUUUCUAGGUUUCAUAAUACAAUUUGAUAUAUUAAUGUAGGUGCUUGAUUAUUAAGUAUUCUUUUUAUGUUAUAUUUUAAUUAUUUCCAAAAA